GCCGCGAGCACAAGUACUGCAGCGAGUGUGGAUUCGGUUGCGGUGGCUGCUGUUUUUUCUCGCGACUGAGCUGCAAGGGUGAUAAGGCGCCGAGCAAGCGAGGGACUUAUCGGCGUGACCAGCCACAGGAAACGCGCCGUUCCUGGACGGGCUGCCGAUGAUCAGUCAGAAAAUGCUGACACUCUCGCUGUGACCACCGCACGACGCGAGACGCACUUACCCUCUACAGAGCAGCUUCGACAUCCAACCCCACACAAUAUGGCAGGAGAGGAUAUGGACAAGUUUACAAGUAUUUUCUUGUCCGGAUUUUUGCCACCUGGUGAGGACGAUUUCUUUGUGGCAGAUUUACCACCUCCGCUGGAUGAAUUUUCCAGCCCCGACUACGGAGACAGUCUUUUUGACAGUUCAGACCCUUGUUGGAGCACAACGAUGGUGGUUGACACUCAAAAUGAUUGGUCAAAUUUUGGAGGAUUAUUUGGUGAAAGCUUUGCUGACACUUCUGCGACCAGUUCUCUUUCAAUGCCUGAGCGAACACUUAUGUGCACCGACGACUGCAAUGACUAUCUCUCCGAGCUCAACACCGCCCUGCAGCUAGUGCCCGCUUCAGACUCCCCGCUGAUCGAGCAGCUUGACUCACCCUCGGUAGUGCUGGGGGUGAAUCUUGAAGGGUGCAUCGACCCACCGGAGGUAGAGAAGGAAGAAGACGAAGUCCCAAUACGCAAAGCAAUUGUCAUCAAAACCAAGCAGAAAAGCGGCGACGAGCCAAGGACUUUUAUUUGCCCCUACCCAAAGUGCGGCAAAAUAUACGCCAAGUCGUCGCACCUCAAAUCGCAUCUACGCCGACACACUGGAGAAAAGCCAUUCAGGUGCACGUGGCCAAACUGCGCGUGGCGUUUCAGCCGUUCCGACGAGCUAGCGCGUCAUCGGCGCUCCCACAACGGCCACAAGCCAUACGAGUGUCUCCUGUGCGAAAAGCGUUUUGCCCGAUCUGACCACCUGACCAAGCACAUCAGGGUGCACCUGCGCCAGGGCUGCUUCUGCCUGGGCUGCGAUCUGACCGCCUUGCAGAACGGAAUCCGCACGCGGCUUCCCGCGCCUGUGGGAACGAGAAGGGGCCGGCCCCCGAUCUACCAUAGACUGCCUCAGUACUGCAAUAAUGCCGACUGCACUAACAAGUUCAGGGCCAGGGCCGCCCAGAAGUCGUGAACUUGUCACAACUUCAAAUUUGAACCGAAUGAGCAAUUAAUUUUUCCCUAUUUUUAAGUGGACUCUUUAAGAUUUUCUCUCCAAAGCAGCAGUUUUGGGCAGCUCUAAAACUUUUGACAAUGAAUUUUUGUUCCCGGUAUUAUUCAAUUCUUAAUAUGUGUGCUUCGUCACUGGCUUUCUAUUUGCGGCUAUUAUACCUUAUUAUAUGCAGCAUAAAAAUCGGUUUCUUCCCAUUUUGGAAUUUAAUCAUUGGAAUUUAAGGUCUAGGCAGCGUUUUAUGUUCCAAGAGCAAGAUGAAAACUAGCUUGCGUUGAAAAUGCAUGUAUGAAAAUAAAAACACUAAUGAAAGACGAGUCGCCACUUUUUGAUCUCAAGCUUUGAUAAAUCAAUGUUUAAUGCUAAAUAGAGUGCCAUUUUUCUUGUUUAUGUGUUCUGAAAUAUGCACAUUUUUGCUUUCGUUGUAAAUAGGAAUUAAGUAUGAACCAUUUAAUAAAUGCUGACAAAAACAACAAAAGUUUA
Messenger RNA from Neocloeon triangulifer, 1725 nucleotides. Its product is annotated as Krueppel-like factor 6. The coding region runs from base 259 to 1206 and encodes 315 amino acids. Gene Ontology annotation, molecular function: DNA-binding transcription factor activity, RNA polymerase II-specific; RNA polymerase II cis-regulatory region sequence-specific DNA binding. Gene Ontology annotation, biological process: regulation of transcription by RNA polymerase II. The transcript is spliced from 4 exons. Lineage: Eukaryota; Metazoa; Arthropoda; Insecta; Ephemeroptera; Baetidae. The record is from RefSeq and is a predicted model, not a curated record.